GAAAUAAUUAUGAUUAUUAUCAUAAUUCCCUUGACGAAAUACAAACAACGUAAAAUUAAGGUGAAUAAUAUCCAAAAUAAAUAUGGUUUUUUAAACAGACAUUAUGAUUUUUUUUUACAAAAUUAUCAGAUCCUUUUCAAUAUUUUCAGAUAUUCCAGAUUAAAAUGUCAACUCCAGGAGCGUUUCUUACUUCAGCUUUUGUAGAGUCAGUAAACCCUUCUGUGUUUGAGGUGGUGGCACAGGAGAGUUUGAUAAACACACUUAAACCAGCAUUUGAUCAAAUUGCUUCAGUUAUAGCUGGCUGCAGUCCACAGUAUCUUUCAUUUAUUAAUAGAUUUAGAGAUGAAAUAUUCCUUCUUCUGAAUUCAACCCUUCAACUUCACUAUCUAAAACUGUUCUCUGGAUCAUUUUCUGAAAAUUUUUAUGGAUUAGAAAGAGACCCAGUUCUAUCCCAGAAAUUACCACUUAAGCCAUCAUAUAUUUGUCUAGUUCUACUACCUUAUGUUCAAAGAAAAUUACAGAGACUGUUUGAAAAACUCAGAGAGGAUGAAGGUGAUGGAUUCCGAUAUGAAACAAACUUACUAAAUUUAUUAAGAUCACUAUUUCUUCAAAUAUUUCCCUAUUUUCAUUGUAUUUGGGAGAUUUCUAACUUAGGUAUACUGAUGAGCUACUGCCUUCAAAAAUCAAAGUAUCAUUCCCUGGUUGCAGUUCUAGCUGGAUACAACCUAAUAUAUCUAAGAAAGAGUACACAGAAGAACAGUGCCAGUAUUCAAGACGGGAUCUUCCGGAAGGGAGGUGCCAAACAUAUAGUUUAUAACCUUGUUUCUUUGUCGGCUAGGGGGAUAACUCUAGGGCUUGAAAUGGGCAGUUUCUUUCUUCAAGUUGUAGAGCACUGGUACAAUAAAACCCUAACAGAGCACAAGGUUGGAUCUAGAAUUAUUCCUCCUCCUGCUGCUAUACCUGGAUUAGUACCUGGAUUCUGCCCCCUAUGUGGAAAGGAAAGACGAGGAGACACUGUCCUAAUUUCAUCUGGAGUUGUAUUUUGUUACGCUUGCAUCACAAAAUAUAUCAGGAAGAAACACAAGUGUCCUGUGACUAAGAAACCCUCAGAAGAACUACAAUUGGUUCGACUAUUUUACAACAAUGAUUAACCAUUAGUUAAACAAUUGUUCUUUUAUGUAUGUUAAUAAAUAUGUUCUACCUCAAAA
Molecule: messenger RNA, 1208 nt
Organism: Eurytemora carolleeae
Lineage: Eukaryota; Metazoa; Arthropoda; Copepoda; Calanoida; Temoridae
Gene: Pex12
Product: peroxisome assembly protein 12
Exons: 8
Coding region: 165-1151 (328 amino acids)
Biological process (GO): protein import into peroxisome matrix; protein monoubiquitination
Cellular component (GO): peroxisomal membrane; peroxisomal importomer complex
Molecular function (GO): protein binding; zinc ion binding; ubiquitin-protein transferase activity
Source: RefSeq, a predicted model, not a curated record